AUGCUGCUGCGCAGCACCGGCGCGGCCGGCACGUGGAGGUCGACGUACCGCGCCAGCCCGGCCGCUGCGGUGCACACCCGGUGGCUCUCGUCGCCCCCCCCCGGAGCGCACCACAAGGGCGGCCGCGGCGGGUACAUCCAGUGUGUUGGGCGCCCCGGACUCGCGCGCUGCAGCACGUGUAAAUGGCGCAUUCAAGCCGAGCCCGACGCCAAGGAGCUGCAGCCGGAGGCGCAGGGCGCCCCGCUCAGCGCCUCUGCGGCGGCGAUUCUGGCUGCCGCCCAAGCGCCGAGCACCUCCGCCGGCCCUUCCCUGCGCGACCCUGCGCUUGCGAAGCAGGACGUGCGCGAUCCGCUGACCGCAUUCGACUGGGCUGGCGAGGACAGGGCGCUGCUCGCGGGGAGCGAGCCGGGGCGGGCGCCGCUGCGCGUUGCUGUGCUGCUCUCUGGGGGCGUCGACAGCUCCGCGGCCCUGACGUUGGCGCGGGCCGCCGGGCACCACGUGGAAGCCUUCUAUUUGAAGAUCUGGUUUCAGGAGGAUUUCCGCAAUUUCUGGGACGCGUGUCCAUGGGAGGAGGAUCUAGAGUACUGCAGUGCUGUGUGCGACGCUGCCGGGGUGCCGCUGCACGUCGUUCCGCUCUCCAACGAGUACUGGGACCGCGUCGUCGAGCACUCCAUCCAGGAGGUGGCGAGCGGGCGCACCCCGAACCCGGACGUCCUGUGCAACUCGCGCGUCAAGUUCGGGGCGUUCUUCGAGUACCUCGAGCAGCACCACGGGCAGGACUUUGACCGCGUUGCGUCCGGGCACUACGCCGCGCUGCAGCGGCCCGAGGGGUCCGCCGCGGGGCCCGUGCGGCUGGCCAUGACCCCCGACGACGUCAAGGACCAGACGUACUUCCUCGCGGGGCUGACUCAGGCCCAGCUGGCGCGGUGCAUGUUCCCCCUGGGGCCCCUGACCAAGACGCAGGUGCGGGAGAUCGCCGCGCGCGGGGGGCUCCCCAACCAGGACCGGAAGGACUCGCAGGGCAUCUGCUUCCUCGGCAAGGUGCGCUUCAGCGAGUUCGUGAAGGAGCACCUCGGGGAGUGGCCUGGUCCGCUGGUGGACGACGACACGGGCGACGUGGUGGGGUACCAUGAGGGGUUUUGGUUCUACACCAUCGGGCAGCGGAAGGGCAUUCGGCUGCCGGGUGGGCCGUGGUACGUGACGCGCAAGGACCCGGACCGCAACGCCGUGUGGGUGUCGCGGCACUACUACGAGGGCGGGGGGGGUUCGCGGGACAGCACGCUGGUGGGGUCUCUCAAGUGGAACACCCCCGGGCGGCCGGACUUCACGAAAAGGACGGAGGUGAAGGUGCGUCACGGCCCCGCGAAGUACGAGUGCGAGGUGGAGGAGCUGGACGGCGGGCGGACGCUGGCCCUGCGUCUGCCGAAGGACGACCAGGGCCUGGCAGCUGGACAGUACGCCGUGUUCUACCAGGGGGGGGUGUGCCUCGGAGGCGGGAUCAUGAUGGGCCACGCGCCGGACGAAGACGAAGCGGACAGUGACGAGGACAGUGACGAGGGCGUGAUGGGCAGCGGGGACGUGGAGGCGCAGGCGCUGCCAGCGUAG
Messenger RNA from Pedinophyceae sp. YPF-701, 1605 nucleotides. NCBI's taxonomy places the organism in Eukaryota, Viridiplantae, Chlorophyta, Pedinophyceae. The record is from the annotation of a GenBank genome assembly.